Molecule: messenger RNA, 4809 nt
Organism: Acanthocheilonema viteae
Lineage: Eukaryota; Metazoa; Nematoda; Chromadorea; Rhabditida; Onchocercidae
Source: the annotation of a GenBank genome assembly
AUGUUCAUUGUUGGCAUCGGCGAUGAUACCACUCGUAUUCAAGCCGAUAUUUAUAUUUUAUAUUGUAGUACUUCGAAUUGGCUUUCUGGCGAAGAACGAUCACGUUUGGAAGCAGUACAACGAGAUUGGCGUCUUUCGAGACCCGCUAAACCUUAUUCGCCAUGGAGUCGUUAUCGACAACCGUCAGUAGACAAGUCAUCCAAGCCAUCAGGAACCAUCGCACAGAACGACGCAAGCGCACAUCAGCAAAAUUUAUUCGGACGAAACAGAAUCCUAUCUGUUCCAUCAAUUUCAACACAACCUGCUCUUCAAGGAAGUGAAAAGAUUCAUGAAACAGUGAAUGAAGAAGAUGAAAAGGAGAAAAUUGAGGAGAACAAUGCAGUGAUUUCAGAAACUGCUUUGCCUUUGCCGCCAAAUGAGAAUGAAAAGAAAGAUGAAUUAGCUAGAGCAGAGGAAAAACAGCGGGAGAUUGUGGAUGAUGACGUCGAUGCGGAGGAGGAAAAGCCCAUAGACAAAUCACCAGAUGGACGAUUUCUGAAAUUUGACGAAGAGCUGGGACGUGGAUCUUUCAAAACUGUUUAUCGUGGCCUGGAUACGGAAACAGGAGUUGCGGCAGAAAGACAGCGUUUUCGGGAGGAAGCCGAAAUGCUGAAGGGUUUGCAACAUCCCAAUAUUGUACGGUUCUAUGAUUAUUGGGAAAGACAGGAUCAUGCUGGCAAGAAAAGGUACAUUGUACUGGUAACCGAGUUGAUGACAUCUGGAACGUUGAAAAUGUAUCUGAAACGAUUCAAACGGAUAAACAUAAAGGUGUUGAAGUCAUGGUGUCGGCAAAUUCUGAAAGGACUUUCCUUUCUUCACUCACGUAAUCCACCGGUAAUUCAUAGAGAUCUCAAGUGUGAUAACAUCUUUAUCACAGGCACAACAGGAAGUGUUAAAAUUGGCGACUUGGGAUUGGCAACUUUGAAAAAUAAAUCAUAUGCUAAAAGCGUUAUCGGAACACCAGAAUUUAUGGCGCCUGAAAUGUAUGAAGAAAUGUAUGAUGAAAGCGUUGAUGUUUACGCAUUUGGAAUGUGCUUACUGGAAAUGGUUACUGGUGAGUAUCCGUAUAGCGAGUGUCAAUUUCCUGCUCAGAUUUAUCGUAAAGUAACUACAGGUGUGAAGCCAGAAUGCUUCAGCAGAAUACCUCAACAGUAUCCUGAAAUUCGAGAGAUUAUUGACCGAUGCAUACGGGUUCGACGUGAAGAAAGGUCAACCGUGAAACAGUUGUUAUCGGAUGACUUCUUCACCCCAGAAGAGCUGAUCGGUAUACGGGUUGAAAUAAAAAAUCGAGAUGUAGAUCUUAGCGAUGUUAAUUCUGAGAUUCAAAUGCAGUUGAGAGUAUUUGAUGAAAAAAAGCGGAAGCAGUAUCGCUUUAAAGAAAAUGAAGGAUUGCAAUUUGCUUUUGAUAUUGAAACUGAUAAGGCGGAAGAAGUAGUACAACAAAUGAUUGAACAACAGCAUAUUCCUGAAGAAGAUACACGCAUGAUUACGAAGCUUAUUAAGGAUAAGGUUGAAGCAUUCAAACGUGAUCGCGAAUUCCGACAUGCGGAACUGAAACGUUUGCGAGAAGAGGAACAAAGAAAGCAGGAGGAAGAAGCAAUUCGUAAUGAAAUGCUGUUGAGAGCCAGAGAGAAAGAGCGUAUGGAACGCGAGGCAGCUGCGGCUCUUGAGCAACAGCAGCAAUCACAACAACAACAAUCGCAGCAAUCACAACAACAACCGCAACAACAACAACAACAACAGUCACAGCAACUAUCACAACAACCGCAACCAACCGGUGCAUCACCGGAAAAUGAUGACCAUCACGAUGGACCCGUGAAACAUAAGAAAUCGAAGAAAAAAGUUGUGAUCGAAGUGCUUCGCGUUGUUACUGAUGAAACUAAUCACCAGCCACUCGUCAGCUGCCGUCUUGAUACAUCGCACAAGACAGUUACAUUUCAGUUUGCACCGGAUUCUGAUAAACCAUCCGUGAUUACGAAGAAAUUAUUGGAUCAGGAUUGUUUAACGAAUGCGCAAGUAGGAAUUGUUAUAGAUCAGCUCGAGAAAAUUAUCCAGAUGAUUACUGCUGAUCCAGUGAAAACAAUUGGUGUCAAAAUUAUUAGUUUUUUGGAUUCAACAUCAGCAAAUGCCGGUACCGAAAUGACAGUGAGCCAAUCGAACAAUUCAACUAAUGCUGUUGGUUCUUCAGAUAUUUCGGGGGAAUCAAAUGGAACACUAACAGCUGCAUCCUCUACACAGAAUUUUCAGACUGUUCAACUUCCAGCAGCAUUGAAAAAUCAACCGCAUGAUCAAACGGUAGUGAAUUCUACCACCUUACAAACGACACCGGAAACAACCAUAUCAGCCAUUACUUCAAAUUCAUCGAAACCGGCUGCUUCUGUUUUGCAAAGUUUACCCGGAACAGCGCAGCUUCCACCUUCAACUCAACAAUCCUCAGUUGUUUCACAUACAGCUGUAUCAACCACAGCAACAACUCCUGCCCCAGCUCCUGCCCCAGUAGCACCAGCAGCAACCAAGACAUCACGAUUCUUGGUCACCAAAUCAACUUUGCCUAUUGAUGUUACUAAUUCGGCUGCUCUUCCGUCUCUUAGUUCCAAUCUUCAAGAACAUACAGUAAAGGAUAGUCCGCCAGUCGUAAUUCCCUUCAGUAACAAUACGUCAGCACCGUUAAUCAAUCCAUCGCAGUCUGUGAAUCCAUCAGUAGCAGUUUUGCAGCACAUGCCAAGUGGUGAAUCACGUACAACGCUCAAAAAAUUAGAGAGUGAACUUUGUAAAGUAAGCGGCGUAAAUCCACCGAAUAACAUUCCGAGUGUAACGAAUUCUGUAUCAGUUCCACCGCCUGAUCUUCCUGCAGUCUCUGGAGGUUCAUUACCUUGUGCAUCUUUACCGCAUACGCCAUCCGUUUGUAGCAAUUUGACGCAUAAUUUGACUGAUCUAAAUGAUAAAUUGCUGGCUUUGAGUCAGAAAAUGCAGGGCGAACAAACGCAAAUGGAAGAACAUCAGAAUAACGAAACCGUUACACCAAUAACACAGACACAGCAAUCUCCAGCAGUCACACCCAUUUUACCUAAUGCUUCGACAGUACCAUUAGCACCGACAACACUACCAAAUGUCGUAUCUGGAACGAUAACACCUGGCAAAACAAGCGCCACUCCGGAAGCCGGAAUUCUUCAUGUUGAUACAUUAAACGGACUUGCUGAUGCUCUGCAGAAGGUAAUUCAUGUUGAGCCUCGUGAAACUGGUUCUGUACCACCACCAGGUGAUACUGCCAGUUAUAUCGCGCCGUUAUCUGUUGAGCACCAGUCACCAAGUACAACAAACAUGCUCCACGCAGGUGUUACAAGUUUGCAGGAUAUCAGUUUCGGAAUAGAUAGGAAAGCCGUGCCUGCCAAUGAUACAAGAAAGCAUACAUCGGAAGAUGUGAAAAAUAUAGGCAAUGGAGAAGGCGAAGGAGGGGGAAAUGUAAAAUCGGAAGAUAGGAAUCAUCCAGGAGUAGCAUCACCAAAUGCUACAAACAACGAUGAAGCAGUGUUAAAUGUUCUUCCAACAGCUACCCAAAUAAGUAACGGUGCCAAUGCAGUGAUACCGGAUAGUGGUGGUCCAGCAACGAAUUCAGCUCCGCUAGCUAAAUUUGAAAAUUUGGAAACAGCGCUAACAACGACAUUGGGUACACAUGGUUGUUGUCCAAUGACACCUCAUAUUGUUAAUUCAACGAAUCCGAAUUACCGUAUCAGUCAUGUUGCAAAUAUAGAUACUCAACAAACAGGCUUAACGCAGGUUUCAUCAUUGGAUGGAAUCCAAACGUCUCAGCAACCUUGUAUUACGAUGUCCGAAGGAGGUGAAGCAACGCAAAAAUCGACCGGUGAACUUGCUUCAACGAUAGUACCGAAAGGAGCGGUAUUUCAUGUUGGUACACCACCACCAGCACAUUUCAGUGAUUCGGCUAGUCAGACCGAAUUGAUCAGUAUACGUGAUCCGCUCGACCACAUGUUUAGUCCAACAACGUCUUACAACUCCGACUAUGAUUUUCAGCUUGAUGAGGAACUUAAUGAUGAGGACGAUGAAACAAUACAAUCACUUAUACAAAGACACAGACUUGAAACGGAAUUGUUACGCGAGCGACAGCGUCGUGAAUUACAAGUUGCACGCCUACGUUUACGUCAUAAUCAGCUGAACAAUGGAAAUGCAUUGCUGGCAGCAAUUGGUGGUGGUUUGGCUCGUUCUAUCGAUAGCUCUGGAAGUAGCCCACAUGGUCCAAUUCACAUUCCAUAUUAUCCUAUUGCCAGUUCCCAUAUCACUUCUCGAUUGACCCUUCCUUCAUCGAUAUCGCUUCCUGGCAGUCCACCACAGAAUAGUUUCCUUGGACAACAUCUUGCACCAUUAAGAGAUAUCCUACCUCGACGAGCAUAUGCGACAUCGUUGGUUGAAUCUACUCGUCAUACAUCAGUUGAUGCAGCGUUAUCUCGUAGAUCAACUCAUCCCUCAACUCAUUAUUCUUUUCAAAUUAUCGGUAAUGCAGUUGAUCAGCAUCGUCAUCAAUGUUACCACCAUCAGCAACAGCAGCAGCAGCAGCAACAACAGCAACAGCAACAACAGGGGAACAUCCUGAGCAACAAUUUAGAUCAUGGUAAUUUUCAUGGAGGCAGUUUGUCAAGACAGCCAGUACCAACAAUCAUGAAUAGAACGAGUGCUAUUGCGGAGGUCGCGCCGUCGCUCAAUUACAACAUUGAACGUCAGCUGCGUGAAACAUUUAGUACACCUCCGCAAUGA